This is a messenger RNA of Alternaria atra, 513 nucleotides long. RefSeq lists its product as uncharacterized. The transcript has 2 exons. Bases 1 to 513 code for a protein of 170 amino acids. NCBI's taxonomy places the organism in Eukaryota, Fungi, Ascomycota, Dothideomycetes, Pleosporales, Pleosporaceae. The record is from RefSeq and is a predicted model, not a curated record.
AUGCUCGGACGAACCGUUUUCGCCGCGACUUUCUUCGCGCUCGCUCAAUUCGCUAUGGCCAGCCCCCCUGGCUGCCUCCUUGGCGCUGUCAACCAAUACGAAGACCCAUCUGACAUCAAGGCCGUCUGCAAGGCCAAGGACCUGAGCGAGAAGGUGGCGGAAAUCUGCGGUGACGAUGCCAAGGAUGCUAUGGUUGCGAUUGCGGACAUUUGUAACGAUGAGGAUGUUGAUGUUUCAACUGCUGUCUCCUCUGCCUCUGGCUCAAAGACCGCUACUGGUUCCUCCCACAAGCCCACCGGCACCUCGGGCUCUACCCUCGUCGCUCUCUACCCCACCGGCUCGAGCGGACACGGAAACGGCAACGGCACUGUUCCUGUUGCCACUGGCGGACCUAAGCCCCCCGCUGGCAGUGCCACUGGCUCCGCUGGUCUUCCCGAAGCCACUGGUGCUGCUGGCAAGGUCGAGUUCGGUCUUGCCGCUGUUGUUGCCGGAUUGAUGGUCGCUGCUUUGUAA